CUACGACCUACGCUGCCUCGUUAAAAAUUAAGUUGGUUGCCCUGAUUCCGGGCUUUAAUCUGUAGCCAAGUUAAUGUCUAUGGAUGGCACAAAUCUGUGGUUGUUUUGUUUGCAAAUGAAGGCGGUUGAGUGGAAUUGGUUUUGAGAUUUGCAAAAAUAAUUUGAUUUAUUACUUUUUUAUUGUCACACUAAUACAUUUUGUAUCUACAAAAUGCCGAGUGAAAUGAUUACACUGCAGCUUGGCCAGUGUGGGAAUCAAAUUGGAUUUGAAUUCUGGAAGCAGCUCUGUAUUGAACAUGGUAUAUCUCCAGAAGGUAUAUUGGAAGAAUUCGCUUCUGCUGGGUCCGAUCGCAAGGAUGUGUUUUUCUAUCAAGCUGACGAUGACCAUUACAUACCAAGAGCAGUGUUACUUGACUUAGAACCUCGUGUUAUACAUACGAUAAUGAACUCUCCAUAUUCUAAGCUUUAUAAUCCAGAGAAUGUUUAUUUAUCAAAACAUGGAGGAGGAGCAGGGAACAAUUGGGCUUCUGGAUUUGCACAAGGAGAAAAGCUCAAUGAGGAAGUCUUUGACAUAAUAAAUAGGGAAGCAGAUGGAAGUGAUAACUUGGAGGGGUUUGUUUUGUGUCAUUCAAUAGCAGGAGGGACUGGUUCUGGCAUGGGAUCUUACAUUUUGGAGCAUCUGUCUGACAGAUUUCCAAAGAAACUUGUACAGACAUACAGCGUUUUUCCCAACUUGGAUGAAAUAAGUGAUGUUGUUGUACAGCCCUACAACUCGCUGUUGACUCUUAAAAGGCUGACUGAGAGUGCAGACUGUGUAAUGGUGUUGGAUAACACUGCACUCAACAGAAUUGCCAGUGAUCGUCUACAUAUCCAAAACCCUUCAUUUGCACAGAUUAAUACACUAGUUUCUACAAUUAUGAGUGCCAGUACUGCUACACUGAGGUAUCCUUCAUAUAUGAAUAAUGAUCUGAUAAGUUUGGUAGCACCUCUCAUUCCCACACCAAGACUCCACUUUCUCAUGACGGGAUAUACACCCCUUACUGCAGACCAUGAAUUAAAUACUGCACCCAAAAUACGCAAGACCACAGUUUUAGAUGUGAUGCAAAGGCUGCUACAACCAAAGAACAUGAUGGUCUCUUUAAGCCCUGAUCGAACAAAUCAACAUUGUUACAUAUCAAUAUUAAACAUAAUACAGGGAGAAGUGGAUCCGUCUCAGGUGCAUAAGUCACUCCAGCGUAUCAGAGAGCGUAAGCUAGCAUCGUUCAUACCCUGGGGCCCGGCCUCGAUCCAAGUGGCACUGUCAAGGCGUUCUCCAUACGUUCACGCCUCACACAAAGUUUCAGGCUUGCUGCUCGCAAAUCACACUAACAUAUCUUCGUUAUUUGAUAGAUGUCUGCAACAGUAUGACAAGCUGCGAAAACGUGAAGCCUUCUUAGAAGUAUUCCGCAAGGAGCCUAUGUUCAAGGAAUCCCUAGAAGAGUUCGACGAGUCUCGUAGUGUUGUCGACGAUUUGGUUCAAGAGUACCAGGCUGCCGCGACGCCAGACUAUGUGCAUUGGAAUCCGGAGAGCAGUCAAAUAUAACGAAUACUCUAAAUUGAGAGCACCAUGUAUAUACUAAAAUUACGAUAGAAGUGUUGGAGGAUUUAAACUCAAUACCCAUUGCAUUAAGUGCCAUUUUUAACUCUUAAUUAACAUAGGUAUUAUGUUUAUAUGUGUAAGAAAGUUGUAAUAAAAACGAUUUGCUUUUUAUCAAAGAAUUUAUUAAUUAAUCCGUAACCCUCCCGCAUCCUUUCAUUCUCUCCCUUACACAUACCACUCUCGCUAGGUGAACAUUUACAAUAAAUGGUGGUUUGUACAAUCUUUCAUCUGCUUAUUAAGUACUAGGCUCCACCUAAUGCCGUAAGUAAUACAAAAAUGAGGGAAUUUUGAUGAUCUUUCGGUCACUGCAAAAAAUGUAAAUAAUAAGCCUCAGGCACGUGUCCCACCGACAAGGAAGCGAUUAGCCAUCGACAUUGAUGGAAAAAUUUAAAAAAGAUAGUAUAUCUCGUCUCGUGUCUAUAAAAGGGACACCUAUUUCAUUAAUUAUCGCUAGCUGUUCAUACUGUUUGUUAGUUUGUCGUAGGAGCAACAGCUAUCAAAAAUUAUUCAGUGGAACAAGUUCCCAUGGGUGAGCUAUCAACAUCAAGCUACGCUCUAUUUAUGCUAUGUUUUACAGACAGCGACUGAAAGAAUUCAUUCAUGACAGGUUGUGUUCGUUAAGACUACUUCCUUCUGUUUGAUUAUUGGCUGUGCCCCUAUGGACUUUGCCAGGUUUAAAUUUUUUCCUUUUCCUUCUGCUCUUUUAAUAUGACCUUGAAAGUACAAUGUGUUUACAAUUUAAUUAAAAUUUUGGACUUGAAACAAUGAACAUGAGGUCUUAUCAAAACUUGAAUAUUGAUUAUUAAAACCACCACCAUUAGCUAAAGACAUAGAAAACUUAAUUUUACAAUAACUUUCAAACAAGUAGUACUAAAUGUCAGAAAAUACAACAUGUUUAAAUAUUGUCAACAUAAGGAACAGCUGUCACAAACACGUUUCAAUAGCUGCACUCAUAGUAAUCACAACACAGGCUCAGGUGAAGGCUGCUCAAGAGAUUCAAGUGCAGUAUGUGCACAAAAUAUCCUUUCUGGUAACUGCAUGUUGAUUGGUCACCCUUAAUUUUAGGCAUCACAUGUCAACUGAGGCAAUGCAAAAAUGUCUUUUAUCACAAUACCAUUAACAUUACAAACAUGAAAAAAUAAAAUUUCUUGAAGUAUACAUUUUUUUACAUAUUUACUGUAAUGAUUUUAUCAGAUGUAAUAAAGCAGUGCACUAAAAAGCAGAUUUAUCAUUUUAUAUAGUUACAAUUUUUUUAAGCAAUCUCAAGCUUUACAAUCUCUUUUGAGUUAGAAUAUAUACACAGUCAAUGGUUUAAACAAGAGUGAAUACCAGACAUAAGGCUGAAUUAUUAUGAACAUGAUUGAUAGAACUACAAUUUUUUUAAAGGUUAGGAUAAAGGUGUAGUAUUUUUAUAUCUCACAAACCCCCAUCCCUUUUAUAGCUAGCGAAAUAAUGAAUUAUAAGAAUAACAUAAUACACACAUUUUGAACAUGCAAUACUAUAUCUAAAUCUUUAUACAAUAACAGGUGUUCUUAAAAUAGUUUUUUUUUUAAUUUCAACAUAUUACUAAAAGUGUUCAUAGAAAUGAAUAGUGUCAUAAAUAUAAUGGGUUAGUAGGAAAUUGUGAUAUGAUAGUAGUAACUUAACAGGCAAUUAAUAUGCAACUAAAAAGGUGCUACUUGAAAAAUUAAAAAUAAUUCUCCUGUGCAAUGUAUAAGAGAAAUCAAGUAUGGAAUGAAUUGUUAGUCAUCAUUAACAAUUCAUUCAAACUUAAUUUCACUUGGCAUGGCAUGUGGCAUAUUGCCUACAGCAGAUAAGGCUAGGAGGUUUGACUUGAAGGCUGGAACUUGGGCUGGAUGAUAGAUGUUUUGCGCACUGGCACAGUCUCUGGAGUAGGUAUGGCAUCACCAGUAGGCAGUUUAGGGGGCACAGCAGGAGUUUUGAAUGGUGCUGCAAGAUUACCAGGCCUCUGCUUUGCCAUUUGAUAAUCACCAGAAUCAAAAAAUUUUUG
Chilo suppressalis (striped riceborer) is the source of this 3650-nucleotide messenger RNA. The record is from the annotation of a GenBank genome assembly. NCBI's taxonomy places the organism in Eukaryota, Metazoa, Arthropoda, Insecta, Lepidoptera, Crambidae.